CAUCUCUUCACUUGGGCGUUGGACUCCGCAUCUUAUUAGCAACAAGGGGAAUUUCUCCAUUUUGCAGCCUGUCUACAGCGACACGGCCACCAAUCUGGGAUUUUAUUACUUCUCCCUACCUGUCAGCUUUUUCCUGCUAUUAUUUGAAAAGAAAAAAAAAAACCUCUAACUGGACUUUGCUUUUCCCCCCUGUGAACUUUUUUUUUUUCCUCUGUGCAGACAGAGGGAGACAUCAGCGAAGAGCUUUGCGUUUCAACAAAGAGGCUUGUGAGUCUUUGUUCGGGUGUUUUUCUCUUGUGGAAUCGGUUGAGUUUCUUUGUUGGAGCGAAAAAAAAAGCAUGGGAGCGCAAUUGUCCAAGACACCUGGAAAGGCUGAAACCGCGGCGGAGAAGCCCGGAGAGGCUGCUGCUUCACCCACCAAGACCAACGGACAGGAGAACGGCCAUGUCAAAGUGAACGGGGAUGCGUCUCCUGCGGCCGCCGAAAACGGCAAAGAGGAGGUGCAGGCCAACGGCAGCGCCGCGGCCGAGGAGAGCCCCAAGGAGGAGGCCAAACCGGCCGAGGCGGCCCCCGCCGAGAAGGAGGCUGCGGAUGGGGAGGCGGUAGAGGCGGCGUCCCCUGCUCCUGCCGAGGGAGAGGAGGCGGUGGCGAAGACGGAGGACGGCGCCACGCCUUCCGCCAGCAACGAAACCCCCAAGAAGAAGAAGAAGCGCUUCUCCUUCAAGAAGUCGUUCAAGCUCAGCGGCUUCUCUUUCAAGAAGACCAAAAAGGAGACGGGCGAGGGAGCGGAGAACGAGGAGGAGGCGGCGGCGGCGGCAGCACCCACAGAGGAGGCCAAGGCCGAGAGCGCAGAGGGAGCCGAGGCUGCGAGCGAGGAGGCCAAGCCCGCCGCCGAGGGGGAGGCCGCGCCCGCCGCCGAGCCCGCCAAGGACCAGGUAGAGGCCGAGCCAGAGGCAGCUGCGGCACCCGCAGAGAAACCCGCCGAGGAGGCCAAGGAGGCGGCGCCCGCCGAGGAGCCAAAGGCAGAAGAGCCAAAGGCGGAGGAGAAGCCGGCCGAGGAGGCGCCCAAAACAGAGGAGGCCGCCCCGGCCUCGCAGGAAGCUGCGGCGUCGGCCGAGGCUCCGGCGGCUUCGGCCGAAUAACCCCGCAAAAGGAAUUUGGAGAGGGGGCAAAAAAAAGAAAAGAAGAUAAUCAAAGAACAUUUCCCUGUUUGUAUGUUGGAGUGACGCCGGGCUGAUCCUGGCUUUGAAGAACUUGUCUACAACCAGGGAUAUUUUAAAGCUUUUUCUUUUUCUUUAGUUUUUUUUUUAAUUUUCGGUUUCCAUUCCCCCCCUUACACAAAACCCAUCUCGGUCCAUUGUUACUUGCAUUCCAACGGGCUGGGGGAGGUGGGUGGCUUCAAUAUGUACAACCGAUUAAAUACAUCCACACUCUGCCAUAUAUUUUUUCAUCAGUAUUAAAAAAAGUUUUUUUUCCUUUUGAAUUUUUAUACAAAAUGUAAACAAAAUGGUAUGGACAUGCCCAUGGUAUGAAGGAGACGGGGGGAGAGGCGGGGGGGUUGAGCUGUAAAUGAAGGGGGGUUGGGGCUGGAUGUGCCAUGGACUAUUAUGAAAAAGAAUAGUCAGAAAGUAAACCUACGAGACCAACGAUCGCUAUACGCCAUGCGGUUCACAACACUAAGUCAUUUUUACGAUUUUUAGGACGACAAGAGAUCCCAGAGUUAGGUUCUUUAGAAAAGCUUUUCACUUCUCAUUAGCUGUACCAGUCGGUGAUUCAGUAGACAUACGAGUUGUAUAGGCUUUAUUGUUUAUUGUUGGUUUUAUGACCUUAAUACAAAUGUAAGUAUGUAUAGGCAGGGUGUUUUUAACUGUGAUUAUUGUACAAAAUGAAAUCUUGAUCUCAAGAAGCACAUGACGUUUGCAGCUCUUUUUUUUUUUUUAUUUCCCACCCGCUCAGAUUUGUAAGAUAACACGCAGCGCACAAAAAAAAAGUCAUCCCGGAAAAACCUUCUUAAGCAAUUUUGAACUCCAAACCAAGCUGUGAUAAGUGGAAUGGUUAACUGUUUAUAUACUGUGGUAUGUUUUUUUGAUUACAGCAGGCAAAUGCUUUUUUCCCCAGUGGUCUUUGACAAAAAUGUAAGGAAUCUAUCAGAUGCAAAUGUUUGUGUAGCAUCUUGUCUCUCUCUCUCUCUCUCUCUCUCUCUCUCUCUCUUUUUGUAAAUACUGGAGAAGCUUUGACCAGUUUGACUUAGAGAUGGAAUGUAACUUUGCUUACAAAAAAAUUGCUAUUAAACUCCUCUGCUUAAGGUGUUCUAAAUUUUCUGUGAGCACACUAAAAGCAAAAAUAAAUGUGAAUAAAAUUCGA
Molecule: messenger RNA, 2364 nt
Organism: Perca fluviatilis (European perch)
Lineage: Eukaryota; Metazoa; Chordata; Actinopteri; Perciformes; Percidae
Gene: marcksa
Product: myristoylated alanine-rich protein kinase C substrate a
Exons: 2
Coding region: 339-1142 (267 amino acids)
Biological process (GO): central nervous system development; actin filament organization
Cellular component (GO): plasma membrane; cytoplasm; actin filament bundle
Molecular function (GO): actin filament binding; calmodulin binding
Source: RefSeq, a predicted model, not a curated record